AGGUGCGUGUGCCUUAGUGGCUCAUUUGCGCCUUGGCUUUGGAGCGGGUUGUACACAGACGCACUGACCGCUGGUAGUAGCAUCUUUUAGCCUGGUAACACAGAGUCCACGGAGCUUCCACUUUUCUGGGCCGAGUAACCCAACACAGCCGCCAAAAUGUGUGACAUGGGGGGACUUGAUAACUUGGUGGCCAACACGGCCUACCUGAAAGCCCAAGGGGGAGAUGACAAGGAGAUGAAGAAACGUCGCCGAAGUCUCUCCCUACCCAAGACGGAUGAAUGUGUAGCACUCAGGUCAAGUCUGGAGAAGGACUUUGAGUCCCUCUGUGAAAAGCAGCCAAUAGGAAAAAAGCUGUUCCGCCAGUUUCUCGAUCAAGCGGGACCAGAGUGCCUUGCUGCUGCUGAAUUUCUGGAUGAUCUGAAUGAUUGGGAAUUGUCAGAGGCUGCUGCCAAAGACAAGGCCCGUACAAAUAUCAUUAAUAAAUUCUGCAAGGAUGGCUCCAAGAGCUCCCUCACCUACCUGACUGGAGAUGCAGCAACCAAGUGCAAGGCAGUUACAGACAAAGAUUUUGAGGAGGUGAUGGGACAAGUGAAGGAAGCCACCAAAGAGUUUCUCAAAGGCAAGCCAUUUACAGAAUACCAGACCACCCAGUUCUUUGACAGGUUUUUACAGUGGAAAGAAUAUGAGAAACAGCCCAUCACUGAAAAAUACUUCUAUGAAUUCAGGACACUUGGCAAAGGUGGAUUUGGAGAGGUGUGUGCAGUGCAGGUGAAAAACACUGGCCAGAUGUACGCCUGCAAGAAGCUGUGCAAGAAGCGUCUCAAGAAGAAACAUGGUGAGAAAAUGGCCCUUCUGGAGAAGAAGAUCUUGGAGAAGGUCAACAGCCUGUUCAUUGUUAGUCUGGCUUAUGCUUAUGACACCAAAACCCACCUCUGCCUGGUCAUGAGCUUGAUGAAUGGAGGUGACCUCAAGUAUCACAUCUAUAACAUUGGUGAGAAGGGUAUUGAAAUGGACCGGAUCAUCUAUUAUACAGCUCAGAUUGCUACCGGGAUCCUGCACCUACAUGCCAUGGACAUUGUCUACCGUGACAUGAAGCCUGAGAAUGUGCUCUUGGACAGCCAAGGCCAGUGCCGUCUUUCAGAUCUCGGUCUUGCUGUGGAGCUUCCAGCUGGAAAGACCAUCACCCAAAAGGCUGGAACUGGUGCAUAUAUGGCCCCUGAAAUCCUAACCGAAACCCCAUACAGGACAUCAGUGGAUUGGUGGGCCCUGGGCUGCAGUAUCUAUGAAAUGGUGGCUGGCUACACCCCCUUCAAAGGUCCUGAAGCCAAAAAGGAGAAGGUGGAGAAGGAGGAGGUUCAGAGGCGUAUCAUCAAUGAGGAGCCCAAGUUUGAGCACAAGAACUUUGAUGCCGCCACCAUAGACAUCAUCAAGCAGUUCCUUAAGAAGAAGAUUGAUGAACGUCUUGGCUGCAGGGGUGACGAUCCCAGGAAGCACGAGUGGUUCAAGUCCAUCAACUUUGCUCGUUUGGAGGCUGGCCUUAUCGACCCUCCGUGGGUGCCCAAACCCAACGUUGUCUAUGCAAAGGAUACAGGUGACAUUGCCGAGUUCUCUGAAAUCAAGGGUAUUGAGUUUGAUGCUAAGGAUGAUAAAUUUUUCAAAGAGUUCAGCACAGGUGCUAUACCCAUUGCCUGGCAAAUGGAGAUGAUCGACUCCGGACUCUUUAAUGAGCUCAACGACCCCAACCGGAAAGAGUCAGCUGCGGGUUUGGAUGACGACAAAAAAUCAGGCACUUGCACACUCCUGUGAGGAAACAAUCCAGCCACCCAGCCCUGAAUUCACCAGCAAAUGUAACUGCAUUCAGUGGCAUCACUAGAGAAACGGUGUUGCUCUGUGUUGAAGAAGAGUGAAGCACGGCUGGAAAGAGAUGGGACAUUAGUCCAUUGUAGCAUAAGAUUCUUGUUGCUUCAGUUACAGAGCCACGGGGUCUGAGAAACACUCUAGACCGUCCAUGAUGUGGUGGACUGAGCUUUGGACCAGACAGGGAAGUAGGUGCUCACCUUCUUCUUUGCAGUUCCUUUAUGUCUUGUGAAGUAGUUAACCUCCUAUCCAUCAGGGGGUGCAAGUAAAAUUACCAUUCCAUAUUGAGAAGAUGAUAGAAGAGUAGGUGAGAUCUACAGGCCAGCUAAACAGACUUUGAGAUUAUGAUGUAACUGUAGCAACAUAAGUGUGUGUGAUCAGAAGCCAGAGAUGUCUGGAUACACAAAGAUGAGUCAUCCACAGGAAGAAGCAGCUUGCAUUCCAAACAUCUCUCGCCUUGCCAAAGUUUAUUUGUGGAUUAGUUAAAGUGUGUACUGGUACACAAUUUGCAGCUACACAUACUAGAGGCUACCUAUCACAGAGGUAAACAGAUAAAAAGCUACAUUCAAACGAAAGUGCUUUUGAAUUGUGUAAUUGUAAGAAGUUUCACACUUAUUGCUCUGUGUUGCAAUAACUCAUGACCUCCAAGCUUUACUGGUUUGAUAGCAGGGCUAUUCUGAUUAUGCACCUAGAGUUUAAAAUACAUUUUAUGUAUAAAUAUGUACAUAUACAAAAUAUAUAUGAUGUAAUAAAUCUCUCUAUAUAUCAAUAGCUCUGAAUUGAACUAAAAAUAGAACUUGGUUACUUCGCAUUUAAAGAUGACAAUUCCAUUUGUGUUUUGUUACUAAUGUCCCAUGAUAUCAGAGUGAUAAAGUUGUAGACAGCAGACAGCCUGAGCAGGACAGUUCACCUGAAAAGACUUAAGAUGUCAAUCCUCAAGGUCACAAAGAUAGGGCUUUGGUACUGAUAUGUCUGCUCAAUCCUCACCAGUUGCACUACGUAACCAAGGUAGAGGUUGUGUCCCUUUAGUCCUCAGUGGUGCUGCAUUUAUGAUGCUGAACAAAGAGAUGCACUGAGCAAAACCUGUUACUGUGAAAUAUAUGUGGCAUAAAAUGGACCAAACAACUUGUCUGCAAAUGAAUUAUUUGUUCUUUAUCUUUGCCAGAGUUUGGUUUAUACCGUUUGUGUGAUAAGUCAUAAUGGUUAUAAUGCAAUUGUAAAUAAACCUUCACAGAAUGAUUCUGUAUAGAAAUAUCUGAUAUUCAACAUGGACGAGGAUUCAUGAU
Molecule: messenger RNA, 3143 nt
Organism: Myxocyprinus asiaticus (Chinese sucker)
Lineage: Eukaryota; Metazoa; Chordata; Actinopteri; Cypriniformes; Catostomidae
Product: rhodopsin kinase grk7a
Exons: 4
Coding region: 157-1806 (549 amino acids)
Biological process (GO): protein phosphorylation; regulation of signal transduction; signal transduction
Cellular component (GO): cytoplasm
Molecular function (GO): rhodopsin kinase activity; ATP binding
Source: RefSeq, a predicted model, not a curated record